Messenger RNA from Cooperia oncophora, 714 nucleotides. The record is from the annotation of a GenBank genome assembly. NCBI's taxonomy places the organism in Eukaryota, Metazoa, Nematoda, Chromadorea, Rhabditida, Trichostrongylidae.
AUGCCACCACCAUUCCCAUUUCCAUUUUAUAUUCGUCCACCGUCUCAUAUACCGAACAAUAGCACAGGAUUACAACGUGCAGUGUCACCACUUCCUUUGUCUCUACCCUUAACCAUAACCUCGCUGAAAUCCUCGAAGAAUAUGCGACGAAGGAGUAGCGGCUCAUCAGCACAGUCGAUCAGUUGUGCUGCAAGCACUUCAUCAGCAUCCAACUGUGAAGCGGUGUCAUCACAAGAUUCGGGACGUGCGACAGGGGGAUUGGCGUCGUCGCUAUCCCCCAUGGAUGAAGCAGGGGAUGUGCUUCCUAUGUACGAGUUCGAAAUCCCUAACACCUUAGUUGGUUUAGUAAUUGGAAUCAAAGGAAAAACAAUAAAGGAGUUGAGUUCGAGAACAGACGUUCGAAUGCUGAUACGACAACAUCACACCCCAGAGAAGGUCGACACCCAUCAAAUAUGUCAAGUUCGCGGUAAACGGGAACAAAUCAAUCGUUGUCUACAGAUGUUGCGCAGACGAUUUCCACCUGCACGAUUUCCAGAAUUAAAUUUGCAACCUGUUUUACCACCACCACUUGCAAGCAAUUUAUUCGAUGCUCUAGCUUCACAACCUAGCUGGGUACGUAUUCGACUUAAAGGCACAGUCCACGAUUACCUGAGAAAUAGAAGGUUCGAGUAUAAUGUGCGCGAGUCUGCAGCCGCGCAAGGUUUGCCACCUUAG